Messenger RNA from Parathielavia appendiculata, 1680 nucleotides. RefSeq names its product glycosyltransferase family 34 protein. Gene Ontology annotation, cellular component: Golgi membrane. Gene Ontology annotation, biological process: protein N-linked glycosylation. The record is from RefSeq and is a predicted model, not a curated record. Lineage: Eukaryota; Fungi; Ascomycota; Sordariomycetes; Sordariales; Chaetomiaceae. The coding region runs from base 245 to 1612 and encodes 455 amino acids. Gene Ontology annotation, molecular function: glycosyltransferase activity. The transcript is spliced from 3 exons.
GUCGUCGUCCGCCGCCGCACCGCCGUCUACCCUCCGAUUGGGCGAUCGAUACCUGGGAGUUCAGCCCCAUCAACCUCUAGGUCCCCUCUCGCCCAUUCCAGGUACGUGUUCGGUAUCACCUUGUCGGUUGCAUGCUGCAAGCUAGUGAGACGAAUGGUUUUUGUUGGUUGCGCAACCUGCUUGGGGCUAACACGGAAGCUCUUUUGUUUCUUGUCCCCUCUCCCUAGGCACUCCAAACGACCCAAUGUCUCUAUCACGCAGUCCCUCACCCGUACCCGGUGGCGGCUGGGCUAGUCCAGGCCUCAACCUUUCGAGCGGUCAAUCGAGCCCAAGAUUGAGCGGGACGCCGGUCAUGUGGGGAUCAGCGAGACAAAAAAGGGGCGGCGGCGGCGGCGGCGCGGGAUACCCUUCCUUUUCCACCAGGAACCAGGGCUUCUUUGGUCGGCACAUGCGCCGCCUGUCGAGUAGCCUGCCUCGCUUCAGCACGAGCCCACACUACGCCGAGAAGGAGAAGCUUGGUCGCGGCAGGUGGUCAGUCCACCACCUCCCGCUGCUUGGGAGGAUACGAGGCAUCAUGGCCCGUAUGGGCAGGAAGAUGAAGAUACGAUUGCUGAUCUUGCUCAUGAUCCUGCUCCCCAUUUACGUCUUCUACCACAGCCCCUUGGUAUUUUACUGGCGGAGAUCCCCAUGGCUCGGCGGAGGGAAGAAGUUCGUCAUAAUACUGGGGGCUAACGUCGGCGGCGGCGUGAUGGACUGGAAGGGUGCCCGUGAAUGGGCCAUCGAGCGAGACUCGCUCCGGAAUAAGAAGAAAUACGUGGCUCGCUGGGGUUACGAGCUCGAGAUCGUAGACAUGAGUACCAAGAAGCGGUAUGCCCAUGAGUGGCGGGAGAGCUGGGAGAAGGUCGAUUUCCUCCGCACAGCCCUGAGGAAAUACCCCGAGGCCGAAUGGUUCUGGUGGCUUGAUCUGAACACGUUCAUUAUGGAGCCUACUUAUUCGCUCCAAGCGCACAUCUUCGACGACCUCGAGAAGAACGUCUACCGAGACAUCAACGAAUACAACCCGCUCAACAUCUCGCAUCCCUUCACCGACCCAUACCUCGAUGCCGAGUCGCAGAGCCCGAUCGGCGACGGCAAGGCCGGCUCCAUCAACCUCGUCCUCUCGCAGGACUGCUCCGGGUUCAACCUGGGCUCCUUCUUCGUCCGCCGGAGCGAGUGGACUGACCGGCUGCUGGACGUGUGGUGGGAUCCCGUAGCGUACGAGCAGAAGCACAUGGAGUGGGCGCACAAGGAGCAGGACGCCCUGGAGCAGCUGUACAUUGCGCAGCCGUGGAUUCGCAAACACACGGCGUUUUUGCCGCAGCGCAUGAUCAACAGCUUCCCGAGCGGCGCGUGCGCCGAGCACGGCAACGACGCGCGCAUCCACUACCACGAGAAGGACCGCGACUUCCUCGUCAACAUGGCCGGCUGCGAGUGGGGCCGCGACUGCUGGGGCGAGAUGUACAACUUCCGCGAGCUCAGCUACUACCUCAACCGGUCCUGGUGGGAGCGCUUCAAGGAGGACUUUUUGGCGCUUAUCUGGUUCAAGCUCACGGGACAGAGGGUGAAGUUUUAAGAGGCGUCGACCAUCCUGGGAGAAGGAAGGUGCGGGGGGAAUUGUUGCGCAAAAUAUGAGCCACUGCA